Molecule: messenger RNA, 1320 nt
Organism: Canariomyces notabilis
Lineage: Eukaryota; Fungi; Ascomycota; Sordariomycetes; Sordariales; Chaetomiaceae
Exons: 1
Coding region: 412-1161 (249 amino acids)
Biological process (GO): translation; mitochondrial translational initiation
Cellular component (GO): mitochondrial small ribosomal subunit; ribosome
Molecular function (GO): structural constituent of ribosome
Source: RefSeq, a predicted model, not a curated record
GUAUAAGUCCGGUCCAAAGAAUGGCACUAUUAGAGAUAUUUCAGACGAUCUUGUAUUUUCUGAUCAAACUGUUGACGGAGUUGGAGGCUGUGAAUAUUGCCCCAGAAACCUGGACACAAGUACAAGCUACGACCGGACGCGGAGCCAAAAUUUACCGAUAUCAGUCAGGUCCAUCAAUUCCCGCUCAGGUUAGCUCCUCGUCAGCCAAUUCUGUCGGCGCCAGGGUAACUUAACCGGGCGCGACUUCAAAAAUCACGACAAAGCAUUGCAAGCCACAUAUUCGAAAGCCGAAGGCGGGCCGUCCAUGACCGAUUGAGUGCGUCCCGGCUCGCUACUGCUACUUUCGGUACUCUACAAACAAUUCGCUGAUCCUGAUCUGGUCAUGCCAACUCAAUAAAACAGCAUCACAUCAUGGAAUUCCGCCAUGCUGUCCGGGCAGUCUGGCCCUCGGCAGCCACCCGGCCAUGUCUACUCUCAACUACCCGGCUGCAAUUCUCCACAAGCAGUCGACUCCUCUCAGAAGCCGCGGCUGAAGCUCCCCGAUCAUCACCAGCCGAAGCGUCACAUCCUCAGCAGACUGAUCGGGCCAAGACACCGCCGCCCAACUCGCCCGCCUGGAGCCGAGCGGUGCCGCGCCCGCCGCCAAUCCAGCGAAACACCUUCUUCAUCGACCCGAAGCAGCGCGGUCAGGCGCAGUCGCAGACCCAAUCGCAGCAAACCAACAAUGUGACCAUCACAGACCCUGCCCAGCUGCCCUCGCAGAUCCGCGCCGACAUGGAGAAGCACACCACCGCCACCACCACCACCAGCAGCACCAUCAGCAGCAUUGCCGCUGGCCUGGGCUCCCCGGGGACGCUGUGGAAGGAGGACGAUUUCCUGCAGCGGUACUUUGGGCCCCAGCAGGCCGACCCGCGGCUGCGGCCGUCGACGGGGCGCACCAUCAACGUGCGGGGCAACAUCGACCCGGGGCGGGCGUUUGCCCUGCUGGAAAAGAGCUGUGCGAGGAACAAAGUGCGGAACGACAUGUAUAAACAGCGCGAGCACGAGCGGCCGGGCCUGAAGCGCAAGCGGCUCAAGAGCGAGCGGUGGCGGACCCGCUUCAAGUUCGCCAUGAACGCCGUCAUCAAGCGCACGCUUGAGUUGAGGUCUCAGGGAUGGUAAACAAGGACAGAAAACUUCGUCCCCAAAGGAAAGGGGCACACAGGGAGUGUUGUAUGUAUAAAAAUGGACCGUGGAACUAGAUCGGGCGGUUGCAUUGGCUGUUGUGGAUGUAUAGUGACAUGCAUAGAAUCUGUUUUGUUCCAUUUGCACCCUCCUGCU